This is a messenger RNA of Aedes aegypti (yellow fever mosquito), 3768 nucleotides long. RefSeq names its product 5'-3' exoribonuclease 2 homolog (gene Rat1). Gene Ontology annotation, cellular component: nucleus. Gene Ontology annotation, biological process: nuclear-transcribed mRNA catabolic process. Gene Ontology annotation, molecular function: 5'-3' RNA exonuclease activity; RNA binding. Bases 222 to 3245 code for a protein of 1007 amino acids. The record is from RefSeq and is a predicted model, not a curated record. The transcript has 4 exons. Lineage: Eukaryota; Metazoa; Arthropoda; Insecta; Diptera; Culicidae.
ACGGUCAAACGUCAUCCAUCCAUUUAAGUUUUAUGUUUGGUGAGGUCGCAUCGUCUGCAGCAGAAGCGCGAGCGAUUUCUCAACUUUCGCUCGCAAUAAGUUUUUAAUUCGUCCAGUGGACAAAAACCGCCAAUUAGAUUCGUGUGAAAUUCUCCGGUUUCCAUCCGUUCAGUGAUCAGGAUCAAGAAAAUCAUCGAGGGAAAAGCGCCGAAACCGCAAACAUGGGAGUUCCAGCAUUCUUUCGCUGGUUGUCGCGGAAGUAUCCUUCGGUCAUUGUUGAGUGCGUGGAGCAAAAGCAAACCGAUGAACACGGAAAUCCGCUGUAUGAUGAUAUGACCCAACCGAACCCGAACAAGGUGGAGUUUGACAACCUGUAUCUGGACAUGAACGGUAUCAUUCAUCCUUGUACGCAUCCGGAAGAUAAACCGGCCCCGAAGGAUGAAGACGAGAUGAUGGUGGCCAUCUUCGAGUGCAUUGACCGUUUGAUGAAUAUCGUCCGACCGCGGAAGCUGCUCUACAUGGCCAUCGACGGUGUGGCACCACGAGCCAAAAUGAACCAACAGCGGUCACGACGUUUCCGAGCCUCCAAGGAAGCUGCGGAGAAAGCUGCUGAGGUGCAGAAGAUUCGUGACGAGCUGAGGGCGAAGGGAUGUAUUCUGCCUCCGGAAAAGGAGAAAGGGGCCCAUUUCGAUUCCAAUUGUAUCACUCCGGGAACGCCAUUCAUGGACAGGCUGAGCAAAUGCCUCCAGUACUAUGUACACGAUCGAAUGAACAAUAACCCGGGUUGGAAGGGGCUGAAAAUCAUCCUUUCGGAUGCAAAUGUCCCCGGCGAAGGCGAGCACAAAAUUAUGGACUACAUUAGGAAGCAAAGGGCGCAACCAGACCACGAUCCAAACACUCAUCACGUUCUCUGUGGGGCGGAUGCCGAUCUGAUCAUGUUGGGCUUGGCCACUCAUGAAACCCAUUUCACCAUCAUCCGAGAGGAGUUCCUGCCAAACAAGGAACGUCCUUGUGACAUUUGCCAGAUAAUGGGGCAUGAAAUGAAGGAUUGCACUGGGCUGCAAUCGGAGCGGGACAUUAAUCGGACGCCACCUCCCCCUGGGGCAGAGACGCAGUACAUUUUCGUCCGUUUGAAUGUACUUAAGGAGUACCUCGCCAAGGAACUGGACAUGCCCAAUCUACCGUUCAAGUAUGACUUUGAACGCGUAAUUGACGAUUGGGUGUUUAUGUGCUUCUUCGUAGGAAACGAUUUCCUACCGCAUUUGCCUAGUUUGGAGAUUCGUGAAAAUGCCAUCGAUCGGCUGGUUACGUUGUACAAGAAGUGUGUGUACAAGACCAAGGGUUACCUUACGGAUUCCGGAAGCGUAACGGUUGAUCGUGUCGAACUCAUUAUGACGGAUCUUGGCUAUGCAGAGGACGAGAUUUUCCGCCAACGGAAAGUCACCGAGGAUCGUUUCAAAGAGCGCAACAAACGCAUGAAACUGCAGAAGGAGCGAGAACAACGUCCCAAUUUUGAGCAAAUGAACAAAUCCCAGUUUGCUCCGACUCCCUUGGGACGGGGAAUCACUCCCCAGGCGAUUCAGAAUCCACGUCAAGAAGCUGCGCACUUCCGGAUGCUUGGCAAUAGCAGCAAUCAACAGCAGAGCAAUACCAACAACGAUCAGAACCGACGCGGUCAGAAACGUAAGGCGGAUGAACCCCUCACUCCUGCAGCCGUCGAAGAAGCAGAAACCCCCGAUGAGGUUCGUUUGUGGGAAGAUGGUUUCAAGGAUCGCUAUUACGAGUCCAAAUUCGAUGUUGCACCACAAAACAUGAAGUUCCGUCAAACUGUAGCAUGGGAAUACGUCCGUGGCCUAUGCUGGGUACUUAAAUACUAUUACCAGGGCUGUGCCAGUUGGGAAUGGUAUUUCCCGUAUCAUUACGCCCCUUUUGCGUCCGACUUCAAGGGGCUCAGCAACGUUAACACUCAUUUCGAUCGGGGCACUCCGUUCAAACCGUUGCAGCAGCUGAUGGGCGUGUUUCCCGCGGCCAGUAGAAAUCACGUCCCACCGGCGUUCGCCGAGCUGAUGGUGGAUCCCAAAUCGCCGAUCAUCGAUUUUUAUCCGAUCGAUUUCCACAUCGAUUUGAACGGGAAGAAGUUUGCCUGGCAGGGCGUGGCCCUGUUGCCGUUCGUCGACGAGAAGCGCUUGUUCAAGGCUACCGACCCGAAGGUCCCGUCGCUGACGCACGAAGAACGGUUACGUAACGAAAACGGCCUGGCUCGCUUGUACCUGUCGCCCGGACCAGACGCGUACAAAUUGGUCAAAGGUUUGUAUAAUGGCUCAGUGGACUACGAGCGCGAGGUUCCGAUUCUGGUUGACUGCAUGCGUGGUAUCGUAAUUCCGACCAAGGAAAACGUCACGCACGAUGGGGUGCUUCCAUCGCCCAUUCCCGGCCUGCAUCCGGUGUGCGAGAACAAAGUUCUGACGGUGAAAUUCCUCGACCCACAGUACGCGGAUGAUUUCGUGUACCCGGCCCGGAAGCUGGAGGGAGCCCGGGAUCAGCCCAAGGUCCUGGGAGCGAACGAGGGUCCGGUGAUCGGGUUUGGACAGCGAACGAACCGAGGCGGACUGGGUAGCGCUGGCCACCGGAUGAUGAACCAUUACGUUGGUAACAAUAGAGGAGGAGGAGGUGGCGGCGGAAGAGGAGGAGGCGGAGGCGGUGGACGCAAUGAUUACAGCAAUUUUUCGAGAGGUAAUAAUUCAUCAAAUAGCAGCAACUUCAACUCGUCAUCUUACACAGGCAACAGUAUGAAUACGUCAUCAAACAAUAACUAUUCGAACAAUUCGAAUUCUGGAUCGAGCGACCGCGGUGGUUCCAGCUCCGGAGCCAACUUGAGCGCCUUCGAGCAACUGAGCAGCCGUAUCAAUCAGUACCAGCAGCAGGUGAUGAGUGAGAUCUCUCGGAACGCUAGCAGUUCAGGAAUGAUGCUGCCAAAUCCGUUCGCCAAUCAGAUUCCUUAUGACUAUAACAGCAGGGAUCGGCAAAACAGUGGUGGAUAUCACAACCGCGGAGGCUUCCAGCAGAAUCAACGGGGCAGAAACGCUGGAGGCAAUUUCGGUGGCAAUCAGUACGGGCAGCGCAAUCAAGGUGGCCGAUUCAACAACAACUUCAACAAUGGAGGCGGAGGCGGUGGAGGUGGAAGCCGCUUCGGGCAGAACAAUUCUGGUGGCAAUCGGUUCAACAACAACCGGAGAAACUACUAAAAGACGAUAUUUUCAAAGGUAUGUAUAGUCCUCAUUGUGACUAUAGAACAUCAUAAUAGAUUUAACUCAAGAAGAGUCGCGUCCUCUGCCAUUACUGGCAGCACCGUGAGUGGGCUGAGUGUGAUCAGUACACAAUGUGGCCUGUUUUGGGUCAACAUUUCUAAUUAAUAUAUAUACAGAUUAUACCUGUCUGCCGUGCAAAAUAGAUGUCCGAGCAUCCUUUUGGCAUCUUGUAAAGUUCAAUAAUUCAGAAGAAACUAGUACAGCACUUUUCUUAGAACGUAAUUUCAUCAUAAAAGCGUAACUUCCGUUACGCUGUGAACUUGUAUGUGUAAGAAACUAUGUUUUCAUACCAGGUGAUCAUUUUGAAAUUAAAUUUCAGUGAAAAAUGAUAAACUAUAACUUAAAUUCAGUUUUAGAACAAUGAUAGUGGUUUUACUGUAGACAAAAGUACCUAUUGAUUGUAUUGAACAAACAUAAAGAACUUGGAAAGCUCAGUAAAUGAAAGUUUGCAACUCAUGAA